Paramecium tetraurelia is the source of this 1404-nucleotide messenger RNA. RefSeq lists its product as uncharacterized. The record is from RefSeq and is a predicted model, not a curated record. Lineage: Eukaryota; Ciliophora; Oligohymenophorea; Peniculida; Parameciidae. The transcript has 4 exons.
AUGUCCGAAUAUUAUUUAAGAACCAGAGUGAUCAACACUCAAGAAACUACACCCAAGCGAAUGUUUGGAAAUCCAAAUCAAUCAUACACCUAACCAUCAUUAAAUUAAAGUCCUGUAUAUCUCACACCAGACAGAGCUAUGAAGCAGCCUUAUCGAAAUCAAAAUCAAAGUUACAAUGACAUGUCUGAAUAUAUUCGCAGAUAAUAAUAAAGUCAAUAUCCUCCUACAUAUUAAUCUAGUUAAAUUUCUAUUCAAUAGGAAUUCAAUAAUACAAGCAAAUAAUAGUUCGAUUAAAUCUUCAAAAGAUCAGAAAAUUCUAUAACCCAAGAGUCGAGUUGGUUUUAAUAGAAAAACAAUAAUAUCAAUCCAAAUAUACAAUAAUAUAGAAUGGAAAGGGAAAAAAUGAAGCGAGAUUCCUCGUAGCCAUUUUAUGAUAACAACCAUUAAGUUACGGAUAGAAAUCUUAGACCAAUCAAGUUCGAAGAAAAGGUCUCAAGUGAUAAAAGUGAUAUUGAAAAAAUAAAGUAGAUUUUGGUUGAUCAACAACUGAAACUCAGUCUUUAAGUAGAUGAAUAUAAAGUUAAGUUAAAUAAGUAGGAAUAAAAAACAGUAGAGCUUGAAAAAUAAAAUAAGCAACUGAAAACACAAUUAAAUCAAAAGAGUCAAGAAAUGAAAACUCUUUAGUAAUCUCAUAUUUCAUAAUCGAAACUCGAAGAAAUUCAAGAUUAACAAAUGAAGAAAUUCUAGAAAAUCUACGAGCAAUUAACGUAGUCAAAUGAUGAUUUACGCGAAGAAAACAAUCAAUUGAAAUUACUCUUAUUAUAGUAAUAAAUUAUUAUAUAAAUUAGAGUGGACAAUUAUUCCUCUGUCUCUAGAUCAAUUAUGAGCAAGAAGAACUCAGAAUAAGAAUUUCAAGUUUUCGGUUUUCAGAAUGAUAAUAUCAAAGAAUUAAUAGAUCAAUUUCUAUAGGGGACCUCUGAUUAAUUGUUGUCUUUGACACAAGAUCCUCUUAUCUAAAAAGUCUUUAUUUAAUUUAGAGAUAUAAUUAAUGCAAUACAAUUCAAUCAACAUCAAAAGCUAGACUUUUAGAUGCUCAAGGAAACAGACUUUAUGAAAAUUAAAAAAUAAAGUGAAGACAUCAUUACAGUGCCAGAAUUAAAUCAAAAAGCUGAUACUCUAAUAAGGGAAAUCAAAUAGAAGAUGGAACAAAUGGCAUCCUUAAAUGAGGGAGAUUAAAGGAAGAAUGCUAUAAAAGAAGAGAUUGAUAGAUUAUAAAAAGAAUAUGAUGGCAUUUAGAUACUAGUAACAGAACAAUCAGAUUAUUUGGAUAAAAACACCAAUAAUUUACAUAGAAAUAGUAUAAUCUCAUUUGAUCAAAAUUUUGAUGGUGAGGAACAACAAUGA